This is a messenger RNA of Brienomyrus brachyistius, 2137 nucleotides long. It is a transcript of the gene tm7sf2, whose product is annotated as transmembrane 7 superfamily member 2. The transcript has 11 exons. NCBI's taxonomy places the organism in Eukaryota, Metazoa, Chordata, Actinopteri, Osteoglossiformes, Mormyridae. Gene Ontology annotation, cellular component: nuclear inner membrane; endoplasmic reticulum membrane. Gene Ontology annotation, biological process: sterol biosynthetic process. Gene Ontology annotation, molecular function: oxidoreductase activity, acting on the CH-CH group of donors, NAD or NADP as acceptor. The record is from RefSeq and is a predicted model, not a curated record. Bases 289 to 1623 code for a protein of 444 amino acids.
UUUGUGCUUCAUUGUUUUGCUGCGGUUUAAGUUGUUACGUGGUGCGGUAGAAGAGACAAACCAAGCCACACAAAGGCGACACGAGAAAGUGACAAAGCGGAGAUGCAAUGCAUUACACCGCGAAACGCCCCUUCGAUUCGGAGUCGCGGUGCCGUCAAUCGAUCGAGCAGACUGGAUUUUGAUUGGUCGGCGCUUCCCCUUCCCAUCGUCAUCUCAUGACCGAGCUCAGACGCUAUUGGCUCAGCUCCGGCUUAUGCCUGAUAGGCAGUCGUAAGGGCGGUACUGCGCAUGCUUCACUGUCAGCUGUAUUAUGUCGCUUGGACUUUUAAUACCUGUCAUAUAGUGGAAAUAAGUGAAAUGAAGCCGGACAAACGCAGAUGCGCAUCCACGAAGGACAGGGAAUUUGGUGGGACCUUAGGCGCCACCUGUAUCCCCGUCUUCCUGCCGCUGACUGUGCUUUACCUGCUGUCCGUCUGCCGCACCCCCGGUGCUGCCCUGCUCCAAUGGCCCCCUCCCCUGCCUCCCGCCUCCCAGCUGUGGGACCCCGUAGCUGCUGCUCUGGUCCUGGGGUGGCUGACCCUGCAGAUCGUCCUCUAUCUGUUCCCCGUGGGAAAGGUUGCUGAAGGAAUGGUGCUCAGAGAUGGGACCAAACUCAGAUAUCCUAUCAAUGGUUUCCACGCACUGUGCAUCAGCGCCAUCCUGCUGGCCUUGUCUGUGUGGUUAGGCAUGCCUUUGGGGUACCUGUUUGAGCUGCUGGUGCCUUUAGCGACAUGUGCAAUGGGCCUGUCAUUCCUGCUCUCCCUGUAUCUCUACAUACGUUCAUUCUGGGCGCCCAAACAUGCCCUGGCUCUAGGGGGCGAUACAGGUAACCCUCUCUACGAUUUUUUUAUGGGACGUGAGCUGAACCCACGAAUCGGAAGCUUUGACCUCAAGUAUUUCUGUGAGCUUCGGCCUGGUCUCAUUGGGUGGGUUGUCAUAAACCUGGGUAUGCUAAUGAAGGAGGUGGAGCUACGAGACUCCCCAUCCCUUGCCAUGCUAUUGGUCAACGGCUUCCAGUUGCUUUAUGUGGCCGACGCCCUGUGGAAUGAGGAGGCCGUGCUGACCACCAUGGACAUCGUGCACGACGGAUUUGGCUUCAUGCUGGCCUUCGGGGACCUGACCUGGGUUCCGUUUACCUACAGCCUGCAGGCUAACUUCCUGGUGGUGCACCCUCAGCCGCUGGGCCCCGUCGGCGCUGCUGCCAUCGUCUUCAUGAACGGUGUGGGCUAUUAUAUCUUUCGCCAGUCCAACUCACAGAAGAACCAGUUUCGACGGGACCCCACUCAUCCCAGCGUAGCAGGUUUGGAGACGAUUCCCACGGCAACGGGGAAGCGCCUUCUGGUGUCUGGUUGGUGGGGGCUUGUCCGACACCCCAAUUACCUGGGAGACCUGCUCAUGGCCACUGCCUGGACACUCCCCUGUGGCACCUCACACAUCCUCCCUUACUUCUACGUCCUGUACUUCACCGUCCUUCUCAUCCACCGGGAGGCUCGGGACGAGAGGCAAUGCAGGAGCAAGUACGGCCUGGCCUGGGAGACCUACUGCCGCAGGGUGCCCUACAGGAUCUUCCCUUACAUCUACUGACCCACCAACCCCAGGGCAUCGUGAGCCCCCUGGACCUGGGGUGUAGCACCUCACACCAGCAUCAAUCACGAAUAAACCAUCCUGGAAGGUCGGGUGGAGAAUGAGGUCAUCUGUCAAAGCUGCUUCUAUUAUAAAGGGAAACCAUGCAGACCCAGACAAACAAGCUGGCAAGUUCCGGUCCCAAAAGUAAAACUCCAGACCAAGAUUUUGUUUCAACCAACCAGUUGAGUACUAUGUGACUGUGACUCUUUAUACUCGGCUGGUUGGCUGACACAAAAUCUUGGUCUGGAUUUUUACUUUCUGGACCUGAACUUUCCACCUCUGCAAGCUCAGUCUCAGUGCAGAACUUAGCAACGGAGCUGGACUGGCAUCGAACCUGCUACUUGGGGCGUGCCCAGACCUUCCACAGCACUUGAACCUCACCUAUACCGAGGAUGGUUUUACUCUUUACCCGCAGCCUGAACUAAACAGGUUUUUAAGUAUGAAAUAAAGGGUAAUUUAUGAGUUCUACAGA